This is a messenger RNA of Ictalurus punctatus (channel catfish), 1153 nucleotides long. RefSeq lists its product as uncharacterized. The record is from RefSeq and is a predicted model, not a curated record. Lineage: Eukaryota; Metazoa; Chordata; Actinopteri; Siluriformes; Ictaluridae. The transcript is spliced from 5 exons. Bases 164 to 688 code for a protein of 174 amino acids.
GGGUGUGUAUCCUGUAAGAGCUGUAGUUUCAUAUAUACCUUGUGAAACCUGUUUUCCUCUCCAUUACGUCUGGCCCUUCCACCGGCUCGAUCUGGCUCAUCUAUCGUCAAUCAUCAACAUCCCGUUUUAUCAAGGAGUCACAAAACUACACCCAAGGGCAAAGAUGCUGGUUGUACUCCUCAUCAUGGGGGGAUUACUUCCCCUAAUCCACGCUGAUGAUUUUCCACUCAGCAUGUUAUCAGUCGAAGACAGAGUAAUCACGGGCCGAUUCAUCAACUCCCUCCUGCUGAGUUUGCCUCCCUGUACCUACGCUGGCCAGAGUGUGGACCUGGAGUACCUGAAUUGCUACACCAAUAAAAGCUACACCUUGCACAACAUUUUCACGGUUCGAAACUAUAAGAGCAUCGGCGACCUGACAGGACCAACCGCAUUCAGCAGAAACAUCGGAUACCAGCUGAUGAACCUCACCAAUGGCACACAGUACAGGAUUAGCUAUAAAAUUGGAAUGUACAGAAGCACCCCUCUGAUGGCAACUACAAGAACAGUAUCUAGCUACACAGAAAUCGAAGUUGGCUUUCCAGGACGCAGCGCAGCAAUGGUGGUGAUCACAGUCAUCCUGUCCGUGGCUGCGUUUAUCCUGCUAAUUGGGAUCAGCAUCAGUACGUUGGUGUCCCCUAGUGAUGAGUAAAACAACGCUUCACGUUCAGAAAUCAAGUCUCAUUAUACAUCAUUAAAUCAUUAUACACUUCACAAAUAUACACUGCCACAUGGGGUGUUCAAAGGCUUUUGACUGACAGUGAAUAGGUUCAUUUAUUCCAUUUCUUUCUUAAGACAUAAUAAAAUAAAUACUUAAACUAGCUAUCAAGCUAAGAAUUUUGUAGAUUAAAUCUUUUCAUAAGGGCUAUGCCUUUCACAAUCAUUCUGCUGUAGAAAGGUGAUUUGUUUCUCUUUUUUUUUCCACAAGAUCUUUUUUCUUUUGCUGUAACAUAUUUAUCGUCUACUUUAAUCACAACAUGACAAACGCACUGACAACUGUUUUGUUGAUCAUUUCAAUACAAACAAUUCUUUCUCAGUAAUGUGUUGUUUUCUUGUAAUAUACUGUUAUAACUGGUAGAGUAACUGCAUUCAGAUUUAUUAAUAAAUAUUAAUAUGA